This is a messenger RNA of Miniopterus natalensis, 1373 nucleotides long. RefSeq names its product N-myc and STAT interactor (gene NMI). Lineage: Eukaryota; Metazoa; Chordata; Mammalia; Chiroptera; Miniopteridae. Gene Ontology annotation, cellular component: cytoplasm. The record is from RefSeq and is a predicted model, not a curated record.
CCCAGGCCUCUGACCCGCUCCUUAGUUUGCUUCUUUCGGAAACUGAAACUUAAAGUGGUUUGCGUGGCCCCGCCGCUCCCGUAGUGUCUCUCCAGGCAGCUCUUGGAGAAACUGGCUGGGUAAGGAGGGUUCCUCUUCUGGCGGGCGUAGGGUUUGGCAGUCGCGCCUCACUUUUCAGAAUAGCAGGGAUAUUCUCGAAAGAGACAGCCUGGCUACAUAACAAGCGAAUCAUGGCAGCUGGUGAAGAUAAAAAUCAACUUCUUAAGGAGGCUUCAACAGAUGAAUUUUUGAAAGAUGAACAAAGUCAGAAAUUAAUUGAUGAAAUGUUAAAGGAAAAUAUUUACUUAAAGAUGGAGAUCCAAAAGCUUGAAGCUGAAUUACAAGAGGCCACCAGAAACUCUCAGAUUAAAGAGGAUAUUCCCGAAACAAAGAUGAAAUUCACAUCUUCAAAGAAUCCUGAGAAUGACAGCCAGUAUUUAAAUAUCUCCUGUUCAUUUCAUGUGAGCUCACAAGUUCCCUAUGUGCUACAAAAAGGAGAAGCACUCAUCACCUUUGAAGAAGAGGAAGUUGCCCAGAAUGUGAUCAGAAUGGGGAAACAUCGCGUGCAGAUAGUGAAUAUAGAUGUGGAGGUUACGGCCAAGCCAGUUCCAUUAAAAUCAGGAGUCAGAUUCCAGGUUCUUGCAGAACUGUCUAAAGUGAAGAUCAAUGUCACUGAAAUUCCUGAUGAAUUGCCUGAAAAUCAGAUGAGAGACAAGCUAGAACUGAGCUUUUGUAAGUCCCGCAACGGAGGCGGAGAAGUGGAAUGCGUGGAGUAUAAUAAACAGACCGGAAGUGCUGUCAUCACGUUUGUGGAAACUGGAGUUGCUGACAAGAUUUUGAAAAAGAAAGACUACCCUCUUUAUAUAAAUCAAGACUGCCAUAGAGUUGUUGUUUCUCCAUACAUAGAAACACACUUGAAAAAGUUUCAGAUCUUUUCGGGAACAUCUAAGAGGACAGUGCUUCUGACUGGAAUGGAAGACCUUCACAUGAUGGAUGAGGAGACUGUGGAGGACUUGGUCAGCAUCCACUUCCAGCGGGAGAAGAACGGAGGCGGAGAGGUGGAUGUUGUCAAGUGUUCCCUCAGUCGCCCGUGCAUAGCGUACUUUCAGGAAUAGGCUUGUGGAAUCACGUGACAGAGCUGAGCCCGAAGCACUGUUCGUGCUUGACAAAAAUGACUAUCUUUCUUCUUAAAAAUAUGAAAACUUUAAUUCUUAGUGUCCAUAUUUUCGUAGAGACAAAUAUAUUUCUAUGGUUCUGAGUUCUUUGUUUUCAGCUGGGCUGCAUAUUUACAAAUGCAAUAAGCUCACUGUAUUAAAAACAGUUUUGUUCAUAAA